AUGUACGUAUGUGGUGCGCGGGUUGCGCUAAUGAUCCCCCCUUUACCACCUGGCUGGCGCACACUCGAAUCAAUCAUUCAAGGCCAAGCCAACCUCGACGACGAGUACUACCUUUGCCCAUACUCAUCAUCGACGGAUAUUGCAUUCCGUGAUAUUCGCUCUUUCUGGAAUAACGACUCCGGGAUUUUCACCGCGCUUGCUAAUUGGAUUUCCGCAAAAUAUUGCAUUGAUACGUUCUUCGUUCUCCGGAUAAGAUAUCGCAUGGCUCAAGAAAAAGGACGAUUUGCACAGACAUGUAUUCUUGUAGUAGCUCUCGUCCUUAUUAUCAUUUCGUUCGCUUUAAGUGCAGCCGGAUUGUUCAGCCCAAGUUGGCAAGUAGUCGACAUCCGUGAAUUCCGAGCCGAACAUCAUCACGGUCUCUGGUUGGAUUGUGCACGUGCUGAGCGUUAUCUCGCUGCUGUUGGACGUGAUUACGGAGGCGGGCAAGCAUUGCACUGCACGUACAAAUUCGAUCAAUCGGCUGAUCAGUUGAUCGAUGAAAAUAUCGAGGAUAUCGAUCAAAACAGUGCGGCCGGCGAAAGCGAACAUCAUCAUUUUUUUGCUUGGCACAAGGCCGUCCUUGGUUUUCUCAUCGUAUCACUAUUAUUUUCGUCGUUUGCUCUUUGUUGUGGUCUCUGCGCGCCGUGCAAUGGGGGAUGUGCCGUGAUUUUUACCGUAUUUGUAUUUCUUGCAUUUUUCAUCGCUGUUAUUGGUGACGGAGUUUUCUUUUUUGCCGCACAUCGUGUGGAUAACCGAUUUGUUCAAGGACUUGUGGGCACGUACGAGCAAAGGAUUGGCGUUGCCUUUUAUUUACAUGGUUCUGGAACUCUCGUAUUGAUGUUGGCCUUUUUAAUAUCCGUAGUAGCCGCGUAUCAAAUCCUGAGGAAAGCCGAGUUAUCCAGUUCGUUACCUCUCCGAGAAUUGGCGCCACUUUAUGGAAGCCGGAUGAGAGAGACUUUCGCAUAG
Molecule: messenger RNA, 1005 nt
Organism: Necator americanus (New World hookworm)
Lineage: Eukaryota; Metazoa; Nematoda; Chromadorea; Rhabditida; Ancylostomatidae
Exons: 7
Coding region: 1-1005 (334 amino acids)
Cellular component (GO): membrane
Source: RefSeq, a predicted model, not a curated record